Miscanthus lutarioriparius is the source of this 2037-nucleotide messenger RNA. NCBI's taxonomy places the organism in Eukaryota, Viridiplantae, Streptophyta, Magnoliopsida, Poales, Poaceae. The record is from the annotation of a GenBank genome assembly.
AUGUUCCGCAACAAGGUGCUCAUCCGCGCCGCCGCCGCCGCCGCCUCCUCCUCUUCCUCUCCCUCUUCCUCCCCCUCCCCGCUGCCCCCAUUUCUCCUCCGCCAGCUCUCGCUCUCCGCCGCGGUCCCCAUACCCGCGGUCGACCUCGAAAUCCUCUGCUGCAGGCUCUCCCGCCGCCACCGCCUCGCGUGCCUCCCCCAGCCCCCCACCGACGCCCUCCUCGUCUUCCAGAGAUGCCAGUCCCUCGAGGCGGCCGAGGCGGUCUCCGAGAUCGCGGUCGCGUUCCCUGGCGCCUCGGUGGAGGUGGGUGAAGAGGAGGCUCUGGUAUGCUCAGGUUCACUGGUCGCGGAAGCCGUUCGGUGUGAGUUGCGCUCCGUGAUGCUUGACCAUGGAUGGAGGUGUCUGGGAGAGAAUAUUUACGUGGACUCAAAGUUUGAUCAGAAUGAGGAGAGGACUGAUCUCUGCGCGGUGAACGUGGAAGUUCGAUUAGGGAGAACUGAUGAUUUUGAAUUUGUUGUCUCACCUGAUGCAUUUCGGUACACUACGCAUAAGAUCUCUGAUGUUGCUAGUUCCAGUAUGUUGGAAACAUUUCAUCACAGCAAUGAAGUAGUUUUGGAUACGUUUAACUUUCUAACAGUCUGUACAACUCUUCCUGCGCUUCAGGAAGGCCAUGUGAUUGGAUAUAGCAAGAUGCUCCCCUCAGAACAGUGCUUGGACAAGUUUAUGGAGCUUUGCUUAUUAAAGCAUGGGUUAGAUACAAACUGCAAUUAUCAUGUAGCAGUCAAACUUACUUAUGGAGCUUCACUGGGAACAAAAUGGUGGCCUUCUUCAUUAGUUCUCCAAGGUCCAGGGCUUCAACCAGCCUUAAAAUCUGUAAGAGUAUCUAAGGCAAUGUCUGCCUUGCAAUCCUUUGUAGAAUUAUUGAAAGCUUGGAGUUUCUUUGGCCAUAAUAAUCUAACCAUUAAGGAACAGGUUCUACUGAACCGCUCAUCAACUCUGCCUGCUUGGGAUAAGGCUGCAAGUGACCUGACAACACACAGUUCAAGAACUGAUAAUAUUGAGAAUCUUGAUUUAGGUCAUACUGAUGUUAUGUCCAAACACCAAUCAUUUAUUCUAGACUUUCGCACCCCAAAACCUGCUGUCGUUUGUUCGUUGAGUGCAAAACUGUGGAAUACCGAAGUUCACAAGAUAGCUCAUUCUUUGGAUGACAAUGAAAAUCUCAGUGAAACAAGUCCUAUAAGCUUCAGUUUUCAAUCACAACAGCUUGCUACAAACAGUUCAUAUAAAUCACAAGUUACUCUGAUGAAGCCUUCAUUCAGCAGAAGCAAAUCAACAGAAAAAAGGAAGUUGAGAUGUUCAUCAGAACAAUCUUAUACUGAUAAUUCAAAAAAAUCAAGUCAUCCUGAUGCUGUGGCAAAUAAUGCUAAUCAUGUUAGUUCAUCAAGUGCAAUUCUUCACAUGCCAGACAUUCAGGUUUCUGAAAAUCUUGGAAGAAAGCAUGCAGAGUUACUGAAGACCAGUAGUCAAGGAGGUGAAGGAAUUGCAGAAGGUAUCCAAGUGACAAAACCAACACCGCACAUUGAAAAAGGUGUGCUUACCACGAAGGUAAUAAACCCAACGCUGAAGUCUGUUGUUCCCAAGGAUGAGUUAAUUGCAGAAGCAAAGAGAAAGGGCAAGCGAGAUCUUGACAAGAAUGUGAUGACUGCUGCAACUAAACAUAAAACAAUGCCAGAAGUUGUCAAAAAUGAGUUUGCUAUAAAGGUGAGAGAUGAUCAGAAUGAUGAGCUUAACAAAAAGGUAACAAAGGUGAUAGCAAAGGCAGUUGACAAGGAUCUCUUGAAUUCAAAGACGAAGACAAAAGCAAAGCCAGAUGUUGCCAGUGAUCAAUUGAUAGCAAAGGUGAUCGAUCAUCAUAGGAGAGGUGACCUGCGUUUACUGACAGUCACUGAUCUGAAGUGCUUCCUCGUUGCAAAGAAAGCAAAGGUUGGAGGAACGAAGGAUGUGCUAAUACAAAGAGUGACUGAGCUCCUUGCUUGA